This is a messenger RNA of Paralichthys olivaceus (Japanese flounder), 766 nucleotides long. Lineage: Eukaryota; Metazoa; Chordata; Actinopteri; Pleuronectiformes; Paralichthyidae. The record is from RefSeq and is a predicted model, not a curated record.
GCCGAUUGGGUGGGAACCCUCCGACCUCCGUGGAGUCCCCGCCUUCCCUCCAGCAGAGGACAGGGUGAAGAUGGCGGCGUCCGUGAGGUGUUUUCUCCGCUGCGCUCAGAAAACCGUGUCCGGUCUGCGGGGCUUCCACAGGAGCGUCCCGGCCGCAGUGCAGGUGACCGUCCGCGAUGCCCUCAACCAGGCGAUGGACGAGGAGCUGGAGAGGGACGAGCGGGUGUUCCUGAUGGGUGAAGAGGUGGCUCAAUAUGACGGAGCCUACAAGGUGAGCAGAGGUCUGUGGAAGAAAUAUGGAGACAAUCGUAUCAUCGACACUCCAAUCUCUGAGAUGGGCUUCACUGGUAUUGCAGUGGGAUCUGCCAUGGCUGGCCUCAGACCCAUCUGUGAGUUCAUGACCUUUAACUUCUCCAUGCAAGCCAUCGACCAGGUCAUCAACUCUGCAGCAAAGACCUACUACAUGUCAGCCGGUCUGCAGUCGGUGCCCAUCGUCUUCAGGGGACCCAACGGAGCGUCGGCCGGUGUCGCUGCACAGCACUCGCAGUGCUUCGCUGCGUGGUACGCUCACUGUCCCGGUCUGAAAGUUGUUAGUCCCUGGAACUCCGAAGAUGCCAGAGGUCUCCUCAAAUCAGCCAUCAGAGACGACAACCCCGGUGAGAGCCGUUCUUUUGUUGGACGUGUGACCUCCAGUUCUUCUUUUAACCUUCUGCUCAUUUAUAUAGAAAACACAUUGAAGAUCGUCAUGGGCUCUGAGAAAUCAUGA